AUGUCUGCCGGAAAACAACUCAGAAUUGCUGUUGGUGGUGAUGAUGCUGGCUUCGAUUAUAAAGCUACUCUGUCAAAAGACCUCUCGUCGGACCCGAGAGUGAGCGAGGUUAUCGACGUUGGCCCAAAAGCCUCCAGUGACAAAACUGCCUAUCCUCACUUCGCAAUCGCCGCAGCUGAGCUCGUUGCCCGGGGGGAGGCUGACCGCGCGCUUCUCAUUUGCGGCACCGGGCUGGGCGUAGCCAUCAGCGCUAACAAAGUUCAGGGUGUGAGAGCUGUCACCGCCCAUGACAGUUUCAGCGUCGAGCGAGCUGUAUUGUCAAACGACUCCCAGGUAUUAUGUUUGGGGCAGCGUGUUAUUGGAAUCGAGCUGGCGAGGAGGUUGGUGAAAGAAUGGUUGGGAUACACUUUUGAUCCAAAAUCUGCGUCGGCCGCAAAGGUACAAGCCAUAAACGAUUACGACUUGAAGGCUGUGAAAGUAUAG
Molecule: messenger RNA, 483 nt
Organism: Neoarthrinium moseri
Lineage: Eukaryota; Fungi; Ascomycota; Sordariomycetes; Amphisphaeriales; Apiosporaceae
Exons: 2
Coding region: 1-483 (160 amino acids)
Biological process (GO): carbohydrate metabolic process
Cellular component (GO): intracellular anatomical structure
Molecular function (GO): isomerase activity
Source: RefSeq, a predicted model, not a curated record